AUGCUGCAAAAGAACCCGGCAUCCAAGUCUGUGCCUGCUGCCGCCAAGGCCCAAGCCAAUGCGGUGGCGGCGCUGGUGCAAGCCAACGUCGAUGCCCCAGUGAAAGGUGGUGCCCCCCAGGCGAAGAGCGCACCGGUGGCGGCUAAGGCUAACAACAACAACCUGAAGCCCAGCGCCCCCGCCGCCGUCACCAAGACUCCGGGAGCCGAUGCCGACGCCAAACCGGUGCCCAGAGAAGCGCCCAAGCCUCAAGUUAAGGCGCCCACGUCCGCGGGCCCUUUGCAAUUCACCCCUCUCUCGGAGAUUGCCCCCAACGUGCAAAGACUCGCCGACGCCUUCCACAAGACCCAGAAGACCCACUCGGUGCAAUUCCGGUUAAACCAGUUGCGUAACGUCUAUUUCGCCAUCAAGGAUAACAUCCCCGCGUUGGAGGACGCGUUGGAAAAGGACUUUUGCCGGCUGCGGGCGGAGACUAAGAACUUGGAGAUCUUGACCGGGUUGAACGAAUUGGUGUUUAUCAUGGCCAAUUUGCACAAGUGGGCCACCCCGGAAAAGGUGACUGACUUGCCGCUCAACCUUAAGCUGAACCCCGUGUACGUCGAGCGGAUUCCCCUCGGUGUGGUGCUUGUGAUUUCGCCGUUUAACUACCCGUUCUUGUUAUCGCUUUCUCUGAUUGUCGGUGCCUUGUCUGGUGGUAACUGUGUGGUGUGGAAGCCGUCGGAAUUGACCCCUCACUUCUCCAAGUUGUUCGGUGAGAUCUUGUCGCAAGCGUUGGACAAGGAUAUCUUCUAUGUCGUGAACGGGGGUAUCCCGGAAACCACUGAAGUGCUCAACCAGCGCUUCGACAAGAUCAUGUACACCGGUAACAACAUGGUCGGAGGCAUUAUUGCCCGUAAGGCGGCGGAGACGUUGACCCCCGUGCUUUUGGAAUUGGGCGGUAAACUGCCGGCUUUUGUGGUCAAGGACGUCAAGGACAAGGACAUCGAGACCAUUGCUCGCCGUAUCGCCUGGGGCCGGUUCACCAACGCCGGCCAAACCUGUGUUGCCGCUGACUACGUCGUUGUCCACCGCCUGAUUAAAGACAAGCUCGUCCAGGCGCUCGUCAAGGCGACCCGCGACGACUUCUACGCCGACCUCGACUCGAAGAACAAGGACUACACCCACAUCAUCCACGACCGCGCGUUUAACAACUUGACGCGGAUCAUCAAGGAGACCAAGGGCGAUGUGGUCCUAGGUGGGGUGCUGGACCUGGCGCUGCGGUACAUCGCCCCCACUAUCAUCGACAACGUGCUGUGGGACGACCCGUCGAUGAGCCAGGAGCUCUUCGGCCCCGUGUUGCCCGUCAUCGCCUACGACGACUUGAAGGAGACGGUCGAGCACAUCGCCGGCGGCGAGUUCGACACCCCGUUGGCUCAGUAUAUCUUUACUUCGGGGCCGGCUAACCGCAACAAGAACCCCGACGUCAACACCAUCCUUACCACGUUGAGACUGGGUGGGGUGAUCAUCAACGACGUGUUGCUUCACGUGGCCCUUGUCAACGCCCCCUUCGGCGGCAUUGGCAACUCCGGGAUUGGUGCCUACCACGGGAUCCACUCGUUCAAGGCGUUUACCCACGAGAGAACCACCAUCGAACAAAAGUUGUGGAACGAGUUCAUGUUGAAGGUGCGCUACCCGCCGUUCAACGACAAGAAUAACGCCGUCAUCGACGCUGCCCAGACCAGUUACAACGGCAACGUGUGGUUUGGCCGUACCGGUAACGUGCCUGAGAACGGGCCCUCGACGUUCUUUAACGUGUGGACAGGCGUCGCCGGUGUCGCCGCCUUGGUCUACGCCUUCGCCGGCGCGUUGUAA
This is a messenger RNA of Diutina rugosa, 1851 nucleotides long. Its product is annotated as aldehyde dehydrogenase family protein. Gene Ontology annotation, biological process: aldehyde metabolic process. The transcript has a single exon. Gene Ontology annotation, cellular component: cytoplasm. Gene Ontology annotation, molecular function: aldehyde dehydrogenase (NAD+) activity. The record is from RefSeq and is a predicted model, not a curated record. Bases 1 to 1851 code for a protein of 616 amino acids. Lineage: Eukaryota; Fungi; Ascomycota; Pichiomycetes; Serinales; Debaryomycetaceae.